AUGAAAGACCUUGGUAAAGCAAAAGUCUGCAUUGGUCUUGAAAUUGAAAGGGAUCGCACCGCCAAGACGUUGAGUCUCACUCAAACUAAGUAUGCAUCAAAAGUGCUUGAGCGUUUUGGAAUGUCAACGUGUAACCCCUCUCUGACUCCACUGGAACAAGGUCACACAACCACGAUUUCAACCGAAAACGACUCCGAAACAAAUGCACCGUAUCGUGAGGCAGUGGGAUCCCUGAUGUACUUGAUGGUUGGCACUCGCCCAGACUUGGCAUAUGGGAUUGGAAAGCUUUCUCAACAUUCUGCCAACCCAUGUGAGUCACACUGGGCAGGUGUGAAACGGGUAAUGCGAUACGUGCAAGGGACUCGAAACUUAGGAAUCGUGUUUGACAAUAAAUCUAAAUCGCCAGAGUUGUUCGGCUUCAGUGAUGCUGACUGGGCCGGUUGUUCAGACUCUCGCAAGUCGACCAGCGGAUAUGUUUUCAAGUUCUGCGGUGGAGCGAUCAGUUGA
Molecule: messenger RNA, 507 nt
Organism: Chondrus crispus (carragheen)
Lineage: Eukaryota; Rhodophyta; Florideophyceae; Gigartinales; Gigartinaceae
Exons: 1
Coding region: 1-507 (168 amino acids)
Source: RefSeq, a predicted model, not a curated record